UCAUAUCUUCGGUUUCUCUCUCUAAAACUACUCAUUAAAGCCACUCAUUUUCUCUUCUAAACAUAUAUAUAUUCACGUUCCCCUUAACUCAGUCGUAAUUGGGUUCUUCUCUCCCUUAGUACACGCUUUUCAUUUGUUUCCAGAGCUAAAUCAGCUGACUUAAGCUGAAUUUUAGGGUUUGAAGGAGAGUGGGGAGUUCAGUUGACGAUGUGAAAUGGUAACUGCGGUUACAUCCACCCCCAAGCAGCGCCCUUCGCAGAACCCAAAGCGGCCGCCGUUGCUGUCGUCCGACUCUGACAAUGCGCCGUCAAGCCGUCCCAAAGCUCGUGAAGUAUCCUCCCGCUAUUUGUCUCUCUCAACCUCCUCAUCCUCUUCCAAUUCUUCCGCGUCAACCAACACGACGUUUUCUUCCGUUACAUCCGGGUCGUCAGUUGCGUCGAGAAGGUCCCAGUCUCCAAUGCUUAGCAGGAGUGUCGCGGUUGCUACUCCGAAGAGUCAGCAGAGGGCGGUGUCUGCUGAGAGACGUCGGCAGGGGGCGACGACGCCUUCUAAUGCUGAGAGAAUGUUGGUGACGUCAGUGCGGAGUUUAUCGGUAUCGUUUCAGGGGGAAUCGUAUUCGCUGCCUGUGAGUAAGGUCAAGCCACCUCCGGCAGCCGCCGGAACUCCCGGGGGUUUGAGGAAAGGUACGCCGGAGAGGAAGAAAGCGGGAGUGACGCCGGUGAGAGAUCGAAGAGAGAGGGAUAGGGAGAAUUCGAGGCCGAGUGAUCAUCAGCAGCAUCGUUGGCCGGGAAGAUUACGUGGCGAGAAUUCGAAUUUCUUCACUAGGAGUUUGGAUUACGUCACGGGACGAGUGAAAUUGAGUGGAUCCGGUUCUGCGCUCAAGGAAUUGAGAAAGUCUGUGGCUGAUGAAAAUAGUAGAAACAAGGUUAGUAAUUUGAAGUUGGACAAUCACGAUGUUGACGUUCGAGGAACAAGUGAGCUCGAUGGUCGACCGAGAUUAGGUGAGUCCCGGAACUCAGAUGCUGAGAGUGACUCAAGCGAGAGCACUGCAAGUGGAAAUGUGAUUCAACUCAGAGGAGGGCCACGUGGGGUUGUUGUGCCGGGAAGAUUCAGUCAAGAUGCGAGUAACCGAGAGCAUAAAGUACUGGAUCCUGGUUCACCCUUAUCAAAUAGUGCAUCAAAUAGAACAUUAGGUCAUUCAAAAUUAAUUGUUGCAAAGAAUUUUCAAAACGAUAGUCCUGUUUCAUCACCACGCGAAGUUUUUGCGAUUAGAGGAUUAUCACCUCUUCGAGGGGGAAUGAGGGCCGCUUCACCAAGCAAGGCCUUGACUUCAUCUGGUGCUCUGUUAAGGGGUAUGGCUAGUCCGACAAGAGCUGGAAGUGGUGUGGUAACUUCAAUGAAUGCCAGUAACACGUGUAGCACACCAUCUAUAUUGAGCUUUGCUGUUGAUAUGAGGAAGGGAAAGCUGAGAGAGAAUCGAAUUGCUGAUGCACAUAACUUGAGGCUGCUAUAUAACCGACUGUUGCAGUGGCGAUUAGCAAAUGCGAAGGUAGAGAAUACCCUGUUGGUACAAGAACAGACAGCAGAGAGAAGUCUCUAUACCGCUUGGAUGACUACCUCAAAAUUGCGACAUUCGGUUGGGUCCAAGAGAAUUGAACUACAACUUUUGAGACAUAAUGUGAAGCUUUAUUCUAUAUUAAAGGAGCAAGAGCCAAAUUUGGAGAGCUGGGGUCUGUUCGAGAGAGAUCACUGCAAUUCCUUAUCUGGUGCUAUAGAAGCAUUGGAAGCUAGCACUACCCGUCUUCCGCUUGUCGGUGGUGCAAGGGCUGAUAUUGACAAGGUGCAAGAAGCAAUAUCUUCGGCUGUUGAUAUGAUGCAAGCAAUGGCAUCUUCAGUUUGCUCUUUGCUAACUAAGGUGGAGCAGAUGAACUUACUGAUGUCUGAACUUUCUAAUCUAAGUGUAAGGGAGCAUCGUCUACUUGAUGAAUGCAAAGAUUUGUUAUCAACAACAUCCAUACCCCUGCAGGUCAUAUAUUGUAGCCUGAAGACCCAUGUACUGCAAGUUCAUACACACACCCGUAAGCUCAGCAAAGAAAGUGCAAAAUGCUGAUCUUCUCUUAUUGCUAACAUCAGCCAACUGCUAUUUCUCUUACAGCACCAUGCAAGUGAAAUGGUAGUUUUCAUAGUUAAUUUUGUGUGGGGAUUGUCACAGUGGUCUGUCUGUCUCCUUUAGGUUUCUCUAGAGCAGCCCGAAAAUGUACUUUUGUGUGCGAAGAUAUGUAGAAGAUCUUACUUUCUAGUUUAGGUCGUUACACCUAAUCCUAUCAAUUUUCCGAGAUAUGUAAAUAUGCUAGUUUAGCCUUCAAGUAUAUGCUCAUCUAGUAAUUAGCAUUCUGUUUUUUGUUUGUGAUGCUGUGUUUUUUGAGGCCGCAAUGGGGCGCUAUGCGUCGGAAGGUACUAACGUUUGUCCUCCUUGG
This is a messenger RNA of Sesamum indicum (sesame), 2477 nucleotides long. RefSeq names its product QWRF motif-containing protein 2. Gene Ontology annotation, biological process: spindle assembly. Gene Ontology annotation, cellular component: nuclear microtubule; cytoplasm. Gene Ontology annotation, molecular function: microtubule binding. NCBI's taxonomy places the organism in Eukaryota, Viridiplantae, Streptophyta, Magnoliopsida, Lamiales, Pedaliaceae. The record is from RefSeq and is a predicted model, not a curated record.